Dothidotthia symphoricarpi CBS 119687 is the source of this 1371-nucleotide messenger RNA. Its product is annotated as Glucooligosaccharide oxidase. Bases 1 to 1371 code for a protein of 456 amino acids. The transcript is spliced from 2 exons. The record is from RefSeq and is a predicted model, not a curated record. Gene Ontology annotation, molecular function: FAD binding; oxidoreductase activity. NCBI's taxonomy places the organism in Eukaryota, Fungi, Ascomycota, Dothideomycetes, Pleosporales, Dothidotthiaceae.
AUGUCUUCCGACGGCGAGUACGCUGAGCUUGUAGAACCUUACAACCUACGUCUUCCCUACACUCCUGCGGUUGUCGUACUUCCUACUACAAACCAGCACGUGCAAGACGCUGUUGUCUGCGCUGGUCAAGGUGGUUUGAAGGUUCAGGCUAAAUCUGGCGGUCACUCAUACGCUAACUUUGGAAAUGGUGGCAAAGACGGUUCGAUGACAAUCAAUCUCCAGUCCCUCCAGACUAUUCAGCUGGACAAGGCUAGUGGCGUGGCCACAGUCGGUGGUGGCGUUCGAUUGGGCAACCUUGCAGACGGCAUCUUCACCCAGGGCAAGGCUGCUGUUUCUCACGGCACAUGCCCAGGUGUCGGUAUCGGUGGACACUACACCCACGGUGGUUACGGUCCCACCUCUCGCAACUACGGCCUCGCUAUGGACCAGAUCAUCGCUGCAGACGUUGUUCUCGCCAAUGGCACGCUCAUCAAAGCUUCCCAGACCCAGAACUCUGAAAUAUUCUGGGCUAUUCGAGGAGCAGCAGAGUUCUUCGGAAUUGUGACCACUUUCUACCUUCAGACACGCGCUGCCCCAGACAGCAUUACUUACUUCUCAUUCGCGAUCACCAGCGUCUGGAACUCCCAGACCACGUUCACCAACUCUUUUCUCCACAUCCAGGACGUCGCUACCAACGCUUCUGUUGUCGACAACCGCGUCUCCUUUGGCAUUUACCUCGACGGCUACAACACCUUCAGUCUCAGCGGUGCUUUCUUUGGCAGUGUGACUGAGUUCAACACCAAGAUCAAGCCCGAGUUGCUCCGCAGUCUGCCAGCACCAACAACUAGCACCGUAAAGUCCUACAGCUGGUACGACUACCUUGUCCUCGAAUCCGGCGAUAGCACCAUCAAGACACCCACAACCGGCUACGACGAGCACGAGAACUUCUUCGCCAAAUCCCUCACAGUUCCCGAGCGCGACGGCCUCACCGCAAGCGCACUCAACGCCUUCUACAGCUACAUCAAGCGCGGCACUUCUGUUGAUUUCUACGUCAUCAUCAAUCUCUACGGCGGCCCUGGAUCUGCCAUCAACUCCAAGGACACGAACUUUGCGGCAUACAGCGAUCGUGAUAGUCUUUGGGUGUUCCAGAACUGGGGGUACAGCGGGGCUGGGGAUGCUGUGUCGUUCAUUAAUGGUUUGAACAGCGCUAUCACGACUGCGCAACCCCAGACGGCUUUUGGCGCGUAUUUGAACUACGUGGACCCCAGUCUGGAUGUGGCUACGGCGCAUAAAUUGUACUAUGGAGACGCGCUGUAUGCGAGGUUGGCGGCGCUGAAGAAGACGGUGGACCCUGGGAAUGUUUUCUGGAACCCGCUGGGUAUCAGUGUUUAA